CGUCAGAAAUACCAUCAAGAAAAUACUAGCUAGACUGGAACCAAUCGAGAACAUGGCGUCUCAUCCAGCACAUCGUUCCAGCAAGGCAGCUGAUGAGGAGCUGCCAAAGGCUUCUUCGACCUUUCACCCAAGUCUGUGGGGCAGUUUCUUCCUGACCUACCAGCCGCCAACUGCACCUCAGCGAGCAAACAUGAAAGAACGAGCUGAGGUUUUAAGAGAACGUGUUAGGAAGGUUUUGAAGGGCUCGACGACUGAUCAACUACCAGAAACAGUGAAUCUUAUAUUAACAUUGCAAAGACUUGGACUGGGUUACUACUACGAGAACGAGAUAGACAAGUUGCUGCACCAAAUUUACAGCAACUCCGAUUACAAUGUGAAAGAUCUUAACUUGGUUUCGCAGCGGUUCUACCUUCUUCGAAAGAACGGCUACGAUGUGCCAUCAGAUGUAUUUCUGAGCUUCAAAACAGAAGAAGGCGGCUUCGCCUGUGCUGCUGCUGACACGAGAAGCUUGUUAAGCUUAUAUAACGCAGCAUAUCUGAGGAAGCAUGGAGAGGAGGUACUAGACGAAGCGAUUUCAUCGACUAGACUCCGCCUCCAAGAUCUCCUUGGACGACUUCUUCCAGAAUCGCCAUUUGCAAAGGAGGUGUCUUCUUCCCUUCGUACCCCUCUCUUCAGAAGGGUUGGGAUACUAGAAGCGAGAAACUACAUACCCAUUUACGAAACGGAGGCGACGCGAAACGAAGCCGUAUUGGAGCUUGCGAAACUGAAUUUUAACCUUCAGCAACUUGAUUUCUGUGAAGAGCUAAAGCAUUGCUCAGCGUGGUGGAACGAGAUGAUAGCCAAAUCAAAGCUGACCUUUGUUAGAGAUAGAAUUGUAGAGGAGUAUUUCUGGAUGAAUGGAGCAUGCUAUGAUCCGCCAUACUCCCUUUCCCGAAUUAUACUGACAAAGAUCACGGGACUUAUUACAAUAAUCGAUGAUAUGUUUGAUACACAUGGUACCACUGAAGAUUGCAUGAAAUUCGCUGAAGCGUUUGGCAGAUGGGACGAAAGUGCAAUACAUCUCCUUCCAGAGUACAUGAAGGAUUUCUACAUAUUGAUGUUGGAGACAUUUCAGUCAUUUGAGGAUGCUUUAGGGCCAGAGAAGAGCUACCGUGUGCUCUACCUAAAACAGGCGAUGGAGCGUUUAGUUGAGCUAUACACCAAGGAAAUAAAAUGGCGUGAUGAGGAUUAUGUGGCGACAAUGAGUGAACACCUCCAGGUUUCAGCAGAGUCCAUCGGAGCCAAUGCUCUAACAUGUUCUGCAUAUGCUGGGAUGGGUGAUAUGUCGAUAACAAAGGAGACCUUCGAGUGGGCUUUGAGCUUUCCACAAUUUAUAAGAACUUUUGGUUCAUUUGUACGGCUCUCCAACGAUGUCGAAUCGACCAAGCGUGAGCAAACAAAAGACCAUAGUCCGUCCACUGUCCAUUGUUACAUGAAGGAGCAUGGAAUAACAAUGGAUGAUGCAUGUGAAAAGAUAAAAGAGCUUAUCGAAGAUUCAUGGAAGGAUAUGCUGGAGCAAUCCCUUGCGCUGAAAGGGCUCCCAAAGGUUGUGCCACAGCUAGUGUUUGACUUCUCAAGAACCACGGAUAAUAUGUACAGGGAUCGUGACGCAUUGACUUCUUCAGAAGCACUCAAGGAAAUGAUACAGCUACUGUUCGUGGAGCCAAUUCCGGAAUGACGAGGCUCGAAGCUUAAUUAUAAGCAAUUAUUAGAUAUAUUAUGUGCUUUUGGAAUAAUAUAAAGCCACAGUGUCUUCUUGAAGGUCAGGUCAUGACGAUGAUACCAGCAGCCAUAUAGGAUGCUAGCUUGAUGGAACUCUAUAUAUAAGCAUUAUUGUCAUAAAAAUAAAAAUGAAUGUACGAUUAUGUUGUUGCUCCAGUGUAUAGAACGGCAAAUAGCCAUGUACGCCGAUAGAUGUUCCCUCUUGGGUUGUACUGAUACUCUAAAAUGGUAUUGUAUUUUGCUUGUAUAUAUUCUCAAGUAAUAAUGAACAUCUUUUCUAUA
Messenger RNA from Zea mays, 2043 nucleotides. Its product is annotated as inactive sesquithujene synthase-like. Gene Ontology annotation, molecular function: magnesium ion binding; terpene synthase activity. Lineage: Eukaryota; Viridiplantae; Streptophyta; Magnoliopsida; Poales; Poaceae. The record is from RefSeq and is a predicted model, not a curated record. Gene Ontology annotation, biological process: diterpenoid biosynthetic process.